AAGGGGCGGGGCGUGGGAGACGCUCGUACGUCAGUAGGGGGUGACGUCACGCAUGCGGAAGCAGGGCAGAGGCCGGAAGCUUGGCACGGAGAGAGAGAGCCGGCCGCUGACAUCUGCUAGUCUGGGCAUAGCCAACCUGAGGCUGCCCGGGGUCCGUCAUCUACAUUGCCGGCAUGUCUCUCCUUCAGUCCGCUCUGGAUUUCUUGGCCGGGCCUGGCUCCAUGGGGGCCGCCGGCAGAGACCAACAUGACUUCGUGGGGCAGACUGUGGAGCUGGGGGAGAUGAAGCUGCGGGUGAAGCGGGUGAUCGCUGAGGGUGGAUUUGCAUUUGUCUAUGAAGCUCAAGAUCUAGUCUCUGGGAAAGACUAUGCACUUAAGCGAUUGCUGUCCAAUGAAGAAGAAAAGAAUAAAGCAAUUAUUCAAGAGAUAUGUUUCAUGAAAAAGUUAUCUGGCCACCCAAAUAUUGUCCAGUUCUGCUCAGCUGCAUCAAUAGGAAAAGAGGAAUCGGAUACAGGCCAAGGAGAAUUCCUGCUGCUCACAGAAUUAUGCAAAGGACAGCUUGUAGAAUUUCUGAACAAGGCUGAAAGUAAAGGUCCUUUGUCCUGUGAUACUAUAUUGAAGAUUUUUUACCAAACAUGUCGAGCAGUCCAGAAUAUGCAUAAACAGAAACCUCCAAUAAUCCACAGAGAUCUUAAGGUGGAAAAUUUGCUUAUAGGUAACCAAGGAACUAUAAAACUGUGUGACUUUGGUAGUGCAACCACAAUUGCACAUUACCCCGAUUAUAACUGGACAGCACAGAGGAGAGCAACAGUUGAAGAUGAAAUGGUUAGAAACACAACACCAAUGUAUAGGACCCCAGAGAUUAUAGAUUUGUACUCAAACUUUCCAAUUGGAGAAAAACAAGACAUAUGGGCUCUUGGAUGUAUUCUGUACCUACUGUGCUUCAAGCAACAUCCAUUUGAAGAUGGAGCCAAGCUUCGUAUAGUCAAUGGGAAAUAUUCAAUACCAGAAGACGAUACAAAAUACCUUGUUUUUCAUGGCCUUAUUAAAUCCAUGUUAAAAGUGAAUCCUACUGAAAGACUGUCCAUCACAGAAGUGGUCAGUCAUCUACAGGACAUUGCAGCAGCAAGAAAUGUGAAUCCGAAAUCUCCCAUCACUGAGCUUUUACAGCAAAAUGGUGGAUAUGGUAAUACUGUGACGCAGAAACCUUUCAAUGUCAUACCACAAGGCUCCAAGCCCCAAGGGCCCUCAGGUGUCAUUGCUGGAGAGGAAGAUCAGACGACUGGAGGCUUUUUUGACAUUUUGAAGGGAGGCACGGAGCGAUUCCUCAGUAAUAUAAAAGACACGUCUUCAAAGGUUAUACAGUCUGUUACCAAUUACGCUAAAGGAGAUUUGGAUUUAUCAUAUAUCACUUCUAGAAUUGCAGUAAUGUCCUUUCCUGCUGAGGGUGUGGAAUCUGCCAUAAAAAAUAACAUUGAAGAUGUCCGUUUGUAUCUUGAUGCAAAGCAUCCUGGGACUUAUGCUGUUUAUAACUUAUGCUUAAGGAAAUACCGACCUUCCAGAUUUCAUAACCGGGUCUCUGAAUGUGGUUGGCCUGGAAGACGUGCCCCAAAUCUCAUGAACCUCUACAGCAUCUGUAAAAAUAUGCACCAAUGGCUGAAACAAAAUCCCAAAAAUGUUUGCAUUGUACACUGUCUUGAUGGUCGCGCCGCCUCAGCUGUUGUGGUAUGUUCCUUCUUGUGCUUCUGCCACCUUUUUACCACUGCAGAAGCUGCUGUGUAUAUGUUUAGCAUGAAGCGAUGUCCACCUGGCAUCUGGCCUUCUCAUAAAAGAUAUAUAGAAUAUAUGUGUGAUAUGAUGGCAGAGGAGCCAAUAAUUCCCCAUAGUAAGCCAAUUCUAAUCAAGGCUAUAGUUAUGACUCCAGUACCACUCUUUAGCAAGCUGCGCAACGGCUGUCGGCCCUUCUGUGAAGUAUAUGUUGGCGAUGAGAGAGUGGCAACUACUUCUCAAGAAUAUGAUAAAAUGAGAGACUUCAAAAAUGAAGAUGGCAAAGCUGAAAUUCCUUUAGAUGUGACGGUACAAGGAGAUGUCUUAAUAGUCAUAUACCAUGCAAGAUCUACACUAGGGGGCAGGUUACAAGCAAAGAUGACCUCAAUGAAGAUGUUUCAGAUACAGUUUCAUACUGGAUUUGUACCUCGUAAUGCCACAACUGUGAAGUUUGCAAAGUAUGAUCUAGAUGCAUGUGAUAUACAGGAAAAAUACCCAGAUCUGUUUCAAGUGAAUUUGGAGGUGGAAGUCUCUCCUCGAGACAGGCCGGCAAACAACAUUCCACCCUGGGAAAAUCUUAACACCAAGCGGUUGACUCCGAAGAUUCUCUUUUCCAGCCGAGAAGAACAACAGGAAAUGCUGUCUAAAUUUGGAAAACCUGAAUUACCCAGGCAACCGGGAUCAACUGCACAGUACGAAGCUGAAAUCUCCCCAGCAGAACAUUCCCCAGAACCACCGGAUUCUAAUGAACAGAAUAACUUUUUUCAAACUCUUGACUGGCAAGAUCAGAUGGAAGGGAGGGAAGUAAAUACUGCAGCCCCAGAAGAUCACAAUGAGAGUACAAGUGACAACAAAAGUGAACCUUCCGAUGAGGACUUCUAUGACUUUGGUCAAGUGCAUAGUGCACUAGAAAAUGAAGAACGGGGCACGAGCAUCAUAUUACAUGAAACAGAAUCUACAGAUAAUUUAUUUGAAUCAGAGAAUAGCUCAGACACUCCAAAAACUAAAGAUGAAGAUGUAGAAGCAGAUUUAUUGGGACUAAAUUCAGCCCCUGCAACUACAACUAUAGACAGUAACGCUGUAUCUUCCCAAAUAAAGGAUUCUUCCAGCAAUGCAGCUUUAUUAGGCAAUCUCUUCUCAGACAAUCCUUUUUCUACUGACUGCAAAACUGAUAAUCUGCUAGGAUCUGGGGAAGAAUUCUUUUUUAGUGACGCAGCUAAAACUUCUGCAGGAUCAGGCUCCUCUUUUGACACCACAUUUUCUGCUUCUGAUCCUUUUGAUCCAUUUGCAACAACUGUAUCUGAAAAUAAGUCAGGCGGUCCAGAUCUGUUUGAAGGACUGAUCAGCCCACACUCUGCAUCCACUCCUAAUGUGUAUCCUUCCACACACACCGCUCCACCUCCUGCCUCAAGCAUGGACUUCUUAAACUUAGAUAAUUUACCAACCACUCACUCGAAAAUAGUUUCUUCUGCAAGCAAUCCAGAUCUUUUGGGAGGAUGGAAUUCAUGGGAGGAACCCUCUAAACCCAGCAGUACGUUUCUUUCGAAACCCAAAAAAUCAGGCUUUGAAGGUUCAGUCCAUACACCCUCUAGCCAGAUGACAACGUCUUCUAGUUCAUCUUUUGUUCAAGCAAAAUCCUCCAGUUUUGAUCCGUUUGCAGAUCUUGAUAGUCUUGGUUCAUCGCUCCAAAACAAAGGAUCUUCUUCACAGUUUUCUGCCCGGCCCAAUGACAAAUCAUUUCAAAACAAUUCCAAACCAGCUCCAAAACCACAAACCACUAACACAUCAUGGCAAUCUCAGCCGAAAACUGUCAUCAACACUAAGCCUAAUUACAGUGCAAAUUUUAGUGUGAUUGGUGGCAGAGAAGAAAGAGGCAUAAGGGCUCCAGGUUUUGGUCCAAAACCAAAAGUGACAGAAAGUGACUUUGGGGAUCUGCUCACCAACCAGGGAUUUUCUUCAAAAACUGACAGGAAGGGUCCAAGGACAAUUGCUGAAAUGAGAAGACAAGAGAUGACUAAAGACAUGGAUCCUCUAAAGCUGAAAAUUUUAGACUGGAUUGAAGGAAAAGAAAGAAAUAUAAGAGCUUUAAUAUCUACACUUCACACUGUGCUUUGGGAAGGAGAAACAAAAUGGAAACCAGUAAACAUGUCUGAGUUGGUAACACCAGAUCAAGUUAAGAAAUACUACAGGAAAGCAGCUCUUGUGGUUCAUCCUGACAAGGCCACCGGACAACCUUAUGAACAUUAUGCCAAAAUGAUAUUCAUGGAAUUAAAUGAUGCCUGGUCAGAAUUUGAAAACCAAGGAUCAAGAGCCCUUUUUUAAAAGCGAUCAUCUUAAAAGACCUGUAUUCGUGUAUCUGGUCUGUUUGUUUUUAGUUGGUUCCACUCUGGUUUUAAGCUGUUCUUCAAACUCCAGAACACAAUCUUUGUGUACAUACAUUAGGAUAGUUUUUCUUCAUUGCUGACCGGCACUUUAUCAUUUGAUGUAACUGCAUUCCAGACCAUGUGUUUUAGGGCAUUAUUCAUACCAUCAGUCAGAGCAAACUGUUGGACUUGCCUGAUCAGUGAAUUUCAGUUUACAUACCAAGCCUGGAAACCUGCUAUAGUCAAUGAUGGACUUUAAUUUUCUUGAUGCAUUUGUUUUCUAAAAAUUGCUAGAUGUAAAUUUUUCAGUUAUAGUAAAUAUAUAAUCAUUACCAUUGCAUUGUGUACAGAAUUAAACACUUUUCUUCAAAA
Messenger RNA from Hyla sarda, 4501 nucleotides. It is a transcript of the gene GAK, whose product is annotated as cyclin G associated kinase. Gene Ontology annotation, molecular function: ATP binding; AP-2 adaptor complex binding; protein serine/threonine kinase activity. The transcript has 28 exons. Bases 174 to 4088 code for a protein of 1304 amino acids. The record is from RefSeq and is a predicted model, not a curated record. Gene Ontology annotation, cellular component: cytoplasm. Lineage: Eukaryota; Metazoa; Chordata; Amphibia; Anura; Hylidae. Gene Ontology annotation, biological process: protein phosphorylation; positive regulation of Notch signaling pathway; regulation of clathrin-dependent endocytosis.